CCGAUAUGGACACUUCGAAUUUUCUAUCGAGUGGGAUCCCAGCUAGCCGAAAGUCUGCUUUUGGUCCCGCUAAUGAGGAUUUUCUUACUCCUAGCAUCUGAUCCUUCAUGCUCUUCGUGGAUAAGUACAAUGUAGAGGUAGGAUCGUACCCCUCUCUCACGACGUUGUGUGACGAUCGCACCAAAAAUCUCCUCUCUUCAACCUUUCGUCUUCAUCUGUACUCCAGUAUUUGGGGUUCUAUUCUCCUCAAGUAACUAUCUCCAUUACACACCCCUAGAGACUUCAUCAACUUGAAACCUUCGUUCACUUACUUGGGCGUUCCUUGCUUCCACCAAACUUCAUCUGUUUUGAUCGAUGACAAAAGCCUGAUCUCAGUCUGUGACCAGAUCGAUUCAAGUAUUAAUAUCGGGCCGAGGCUUACAAAUAUUAAAGUAUUGGACUCAAUUUACCUGAGCUCAAACCCUAAUCCACCAUGGGUUCCGUCAACAACGCCUCCCUAUGCGUGGGCAAGACUCCCUGGUGGAAAGAAGCUGUCUUCUACCAAGUCUACCCAGCCAGCUUCAAAGACUCCAACAAUGACGGCUGGGGUGACAUUCCCGGCCUCAUCGCCAAAAUCGACUACCUCCACGACCUAGGCGUCGAUUGCGUGUGGCUGUCUCCCAUGUUCGAGUCUCCCCAAAAAGACAUGGGCUACGACAUCUCCGAUUACCAAGCCGUCUACUCCCGCUAUGGCACCCUCUCCGACGUCGACAACCUGAUCGCCGCCUGCCACGUCCGCGGCAUGAAGCUGAUUCUUGACCUGGUCGUCAACCACACUUCCGACCAACACCCGUGGUUCCAAGAAUCGCGCUCCUCCAAAACCAAUCCCAAGCGCGACUGGUACAUGUGGAAGCCGGCCCGCUACGACGCCAACGGGAACCGCAUACCGCCCACCAACUGGCGCAGCUACUUUGCCGGUCCCACCUGGACCUGGGACGAGCUGACCCAAGAGUACUACCUGCACCUGUACGACAACUCCCAACCCGACCUGAACUGGGAAAACGAGGAGUGUCGCAAGGCCAUCUACAACGAGGCCAUGCGUUUCUGGCUCGAUCGCGGUGUCGACGGCUUUCGUAUCGACACCGUCAACAAGUACUCCAAGCGCACUGACUUCCCGGAUGCGCCGGUCACCAUGCCGGGCGAGACGGACCAGCCCGCCGCGGAAAUGUGGUGCAACGGCCCGCGCAUUCACGAGUUCAUCCGCGAAAUGAACGAGCAGGUGCUGGCGCCGUACAAUGCCGUCUCGGUGGGCGAGCUGUCCAACACGCCGCUGCCGAGCCAGGUCCUGCCGUAUGUCUCUGCUGCGGCCAAGGAACUGGAUAUGGUGUUUGAGUUUAGCACCAUCCGCUUGGGCACGGGCGGGCCGUUUCAUGGCAAGUAUCUCUAUAGAGAGUUUCCGCUGUCGGAGCUGAAAGCGUAUGUGGCGACGUGGCAGCAGUGGCUGGAGGGUACGGAUGGGUGGCACACGGUGUUUUGCGAGAAUCAUGAUAACGGGCGGGCGGUGUCAAGGUUUGGAGAUGAUUCGACUGUGGAGUCGUGGGAGGCGAGCGCAAAGACUAUUGCCUUGUGGCAGGCGACGCUGACGGGGACGAUUUUCUUGUAUCAGGGGCAGGAGAUUGGUAUGGUCAAUAUGCCGAAGGAGUGGCGGAUUGAGCAGGAGUAUAAGGAUGUUGAGAGCUUGAACUUCUACAGAGAGGCCAAGGCGUUUGGGGAUGCAGAGAGGAUAAGGAAGACGGAGGAGGGUCUGAGGAUCCUGGCAAGAGAUCACUCGAGGAUACCGAUGCAGUGGGAUGCAUCACCCAAUGCGGGCUUCACUUCUGCUGGAGUGACGCCGUGGAUGAGAGUGCAUGAUGGGUUCAAAGAUCUGAAUGUGGAGAAGCAGGAGGGAGAUGAUGAGUCGAUCCUUGGGUUCUACAAGAAGAUCCUGAAGUUGAGGAAGGAAUACAGCGGGCUGUUCGUGCAUGGUGCGUUCAGACCUUCACUGCAAGAGGACGAGACACUGUUUGUUUACGUCAAGGACGAUCAAGGUUCGGAAGAGAGUGGUGUCCAGGCAGACAAGAGGAGGAAGGCGUUAGUCGUCAUGAAUUUCUCUGGGCAGCCAGCUAUUCUUCGGGAGCAUAAUCUCAACGUGGCAGCCACGCUGGGAUGCAAACAAGGGGAGGAGCGGCUGUUAGUGACUACUCUGAAGAAGAAGGAUACGCCUAGAAUGGAAGCUGGCGUUUUGGAGCCAUGGGAAAGCAGAAUGUAUCUGAACUUUUAG
Molecule: messenger RNA, 2299 nt
Organism: Neurospora crassa OR74A
Lineage: Eukaryota; Fungi; Ascomycota; Sordariomycetes; Sordariales; Sordariaceae
Gene: gh13-4
Product: alpha-glucosidase
Exons: 1
Coding region: 473-2299 (608 amino acids)
Biological process (GO): oligosaccharide catabolic process
Molecular function (GO): alpha-amylase activity
Source: RefSeq, a predicted model, not a curated record